AUGAAUCGUGGCACGCGUAAAGGCGUGCGGCCUAAGAGGCUUUCACCAUCUAUCAAGAAACAGAGGAGAUCAUCUAGCGGACACAUCGGUCUGAUACCUUCUGUGUCGGACACCGACUCUCAAGUCCACUCUCUCCAAGCAGCUCCAGUUCCUGAAACUGUACUUGAAGAUGGGGAUGCUGAUGGCGACAGCUCUCGAGAUCUACUCGAGGCCACGUUCCACGGCAGCAGUACUCAGAUGACAAUCAGCAGAGCGCGUAAGCGCGUACGCUCAAGGAGUCCCGUAUCAGCUAUCAGGAAACGCAGGAAGCUGCCUCGCGGACACGUCGACCUGGUACCCUCGGAGUCGGACACCACUCAUCAAGAUACACGCGUGCAUCUACUUGAACUGGGGAAAAGUACUACUCAAGGAGGUUAUCACGUAUCCGACGCAGCUCCAUCUCCUGAAAUCGCACUUGAAGAAGGGGAUGCUGACGGCGACCGCUCUCGAGAUCCGCCCACGAAUGCUAUCAAUUACCACUAA
Messenger RNA from Laetiporus sulphureus 93-53, 522 nucleotides. RefSeq lists its product as uncharacterized. Lineage: Eukaryota; Fungi; Basidiomycota; Agaricomycetes; Polyporales; Laetiporaceae. The record is from RefSeq and is a predicted model, not a curated record. Bases 1 to 522 code for a protein of 173 amino acids. The transcript has 4 exons.